Molecule: messenger RNA, 4716 nt
Organism: Camelina sativa (false flax)
Lineage: Eukaryota; Viridiplantae; Streptophyta; Magnoliopsida; Brassicales; Brassicaceae
Product: receptor-like protein 48
Molecular function (GO): protein binding
Source: RefSeq, a predicted model, not a curated record
AUGACAAUAUGGAGCUUUUGUUUAAUCUUGUUCCUUUCUAAUUCGAUACUUGUUUUGGCUUCUCAUGUUAGACACUUGUGUCGUGCGGACCAGAAGAAUGCUCUUUUGGAGUUCAAGAACGAGUUCUAUGUCCAAGAACUCAUUUCCAAUGGGAUUGUUGGUGAUAAGAAGACAGAGAAGUGGAGGAACAACACUGACUGCUGCACUUGGGACGGUAUCUCUUGUGAUCCUAAAACGGGUAAGGUAGUAGAGUUAGACCUCAUGAACAGUUUUCUCAAUGGCCCUUUGAGAUAUGAUAGUAGCCUGUUUAGACUACAACAUCUUCACAGCCUUGAUCUUCGCUCGAAUAAUUUUUCCGGUACUCUACCAGAUUCCAUAGGCAACCUCAAACAUUUGAGGGUAUUGAGACUUGGUGAUUGCAAUCUCUUUGGAAAGAUUCCUUCUUCGCUUAGGAAUCUUACUUAUCUCGCUAAUCUAGAUCUUUCUGUUAAUGAUUUCACCGGUGAGCUACCGGAUUCAAUGGGGCAUCUAAACAAGCUAACAGAGUUGCAUCUUGGAUCAGCCAAGCUCAGUGGGAAAUUUCCUAGUGUGCUACUCAAUAUGAGCGAGCUCACCUUGAUCAACCUUGAUUCUAACCAGUUCGAAGGUAUGCUCCCAUCUAAUAUGAGUAGCCUUUCAAAACUAGUGCAAUUUGAGGUUACUGGAAAUUCAUUUUCUGGAUCUAUUCCAUCGUCUCUCUUCAUGCUUCCUUCAUUGACCACCCUUGUCUUGGGAAGAAACAACUUCAACGGUCCUCUUGACUUUGGGAAUAUGUCGUCACCAUCUAACCUCGUAGUUUUGUCUCUUCUAGAAAACAACUUCAAUGGUCCAAUCCCAAAGUCUAUAUCGAAACUAGUUGGACUCUUCUAUCUUGACCUCUCUUUAUGGAAUACAGAGAGGGGCAUGGUUGAUUUCAACAUCUUCUUGCAACUGGAGUCUCUUACGUUCCUUGACCUCUCUUAUAUUAAUACAAGAAGCACACUUGACGUAAGCAUAUUCUCACCUCUCUUGUUACUUGCUUACUUGGAUCUAUCCGGGAUUAAUUUGAAGAUCAGCUCUAGUACUGUCAGUCUUCCUUCACCAAUGGGCACCUUGAUUUUAACAUCCUGCAAUAUUUUUUCUGAAUUCCCCAAGUUUCUAGAAAACCAAACCACUUUGUACUAUUUAGACAUCUCUGCCAAUCGAAUUGAAGGCCAAGUACCAGAAUGGUUGUGGAGUCUACCAGAUUUGCGGUAUGUAAACAUCUCUCAGAAUUCGUUGAGUGGUUUUGAAGGACCAGUGGAUGUUAUUCAAAGAUGUGGAAAACUAAUCAUGCUUGAUAUAAGUUCAAAUGCAUUCCACCAUCCGUUUCCUUUGUUACCAAACUCUACAACGAUCUUUCUAGCCUCUGAUAAUCGGUUCUCGGGAGAGGUUCCUAGAGCAAUAUGCAAAUUAGUUUCUCUUGAUACACUUGUUCUAUCCAACAACAACUUCAACGGUUCUAUUCCUCGGUGUUUUGAGAAUUUUAAUACUACUCUUUCGGUCUUGCAUCUUCGGAAUAACAACUUCUCCGGUACUUUUCCAGAGGAGUCCAUCAGUGAACAUUUGAGAUCAGUUGACGUUGGUCGCAACCGGUUAUCAGGAGAGCUUCCCAAGUCUUUGAUCAACUGCACUCGUCUCGAGUUUCUUAACGUGGAAGAUAACAGAAUCAGUGACAAGUUUCCAUUUUGGUUGAGAUCGUUGCCCAGUCUACAGAUUCUUGUUCUCCGUUCUAAUGAGUUCCAUGGGCCAAUAUAUUUUCCUGGAGAGUCUUCGAGCUUCAACAAGCUGCGAAUCUUUGAUAUUUCAGAAAACCGCUUCAGUGGAGUCUUGCCAUCAGAUUACUUUGCUGGUUGGAGUGCAAUGUCAUCAGUCGUAGACAUUGUAGACGUUAUCCCGAGUAGGUAUGCGGGACGUGACGACUCUGGAAACUAUCAAAACUCUGUGACUAUGACAUUUAAAGGAUUGACGUGGAAGCUUGUUGGGAGUGUUUUCGCAAUUUACAAAACCAUGGAUGUCUCCGGAAACAAAUUCGAAGGAGGUAUUCCUGAAUCCAUCGCUUUACUUAAGGAACUGAUUGUGCUCAACAUGUCAAACAACGGUUUCACAAGUUCUAUUCCACCAGCUCUGUCAAACUUGACCGAUCUUGAAUCAUUGGAUCUAUCUAAAAACAAAUUAUCCGGAAAAAUUCCACCAGAGCUCGGGAAGCUCACGUUUCUAGCGCAGAUGAACUUCUCUUAUAACAGGCUUGAAGGUCCAAUACCACAUGGCACUCAGAUUCAAAGUCAAAAGAGCUCUUCAUUCGCAGAGAAUCUCGGGCUUUGCGAUCAGAGGAAUGCUCUUUGGGAGUUCAAGAACGAGUUCUAUGUCCAAGAGUUCAAUUCCAAUGGGAUUAUUGGCGAUAAGAAGACAGAGAAAUGGAGGAACACAACUGAUUGCUGUUCUUGGGAUGGUGUCUCUUGUGAUCCUAAGACAGGCAAGGUCGUUGAGUUAGACCUCGGGUUCAAUAAUCUCAACGGUCCUUUGAGAUUUAAUAGUAGCCUGUUUAGACUACAACAUCUUCAAAGCCUAGAUCUUAGCUUCAAUUAUCUCUCGGGUAUUCUACCAGAUUCCAUCAACAACCUGAAAUAUUUGAGGGAUUUGGAUCUUCGUGGUUGCAAGCUCUUUGGGAAGUUUCCUUCUUCACUCGGAAAUCUUUCUCAUCUCACGAAUCUUGAUCUUUCUGAUAAUGAGUUCACCGGUCAGUUGCCGGAUUCGAUGGGGUAUUUAAACAAGCUGACAGAGUUGGAUCUUCGAUCGACCAUGCUCAGUGGGAACUUCCCUCGUGUGCUACUCAACUUGAGCUCGCUCAUCUCAAUCGACCUUAGUUCUAACCAGUUAAAAGGUAUGCUCCCAUCUAACAACAUGAGUAGCCUCUCCAAACUGAAGUCUUUUAUGAUUAGUGGAAAUUCAUUUUAUGGAACCAUUCCCUCUUCUCUCUUCACGAUCCCUUCGCUGACUAGACUUGACCUAAGCAGAAACGACUUCACCGGUCCUCUUGAGAUUGGGAAUAUCUCUUCACAACCUAACCUUCGAUACUUAUACAUUGGAGAAAACAGUUUCAAUGGACCAAUCCCAAGAUCUAUAUCAAAACUAGUUGUACUCUCGGAUCUUAGCCUCUCUUUCUGGAACACAGGGAGGUCUAUUAAUGAUUUCAGCAUCUUCUUGCAUCUCAAGUCACUGACGUCACUUGAUCUUUCAGGAAUUAAUUUGAAGAUCAGUUCCACUCUCCAUUUUCCCUCACCUAUAGCAGAAUUGAUUAUAUCGUCCUGCAAUAUUUCUGAGUUUCCCAAGUUUAUACAAAACCAAACCAGUUUGCAGGUUUUAGACAUCUCUGCCAAUCAAAUUGAAGGCCAAAUACCAGAAUGGCUAUGGAGUCUUCCAGAGUUAGGGUAUGUAAACAUUGCUCAUAAUUCCUUCAGUGGAGAACUAACUAUUUUACCAAACUCUACCAUUAGUUACUUUAUAGGCUCUGAUAAUCAGUUUUCUGGAGAGAUUCCUCGAUCAAUAUGCAAAUUGGUUUCUCUUUGGACACUUGUUUUGUCCAACAACUUCAGCGGUCCUAUUCCAAGGUGUUUAGAGAAUUUUAAUUCUUCUCUUUGGAUCUUGCAUCUUCGGAAUAACAGUCUCUCUGGUGUUAUUCCAGAGGAAAUAAUCAGUGAUCGCUUGAGAUCACUUGAUGUUGGUCGCAACUGGUUAUCAGGACAACUUCCCAAGUCUCUGAUCAACUGCACUCGUCUCGAGUUUCUAAACGUGGAAGAUAACCAAAUCAAGGACAACUUUCCAUUUUGGUUGAGUUUGCUGCCCUAUCUACAGAUACUUGUCCUUCGUUCUAACGAGUUCUUUGGGCCAAUAGCUUCUCCAGGAGGUUCUAUGAGUUUCCCUAAUCUACGAAUCUUUGACAUUUCGGAAAAUCGCUUCAGUGGAGUCUUGCCAUCAGAUUACUUUGUUGGUUGGAGUGCAAUGUCAUCGGUCGUAGGCACUGUUUAUAAUAUGCAAAUGAUUUUGGCUCCAGGAAUAACCCAAGAAUUAUAUCAUAAGUCUGUGUUUGUGACGAACAAAGGAUCGAAUAUGGAGCUGGUUGGCAGUGUUUUCAAAAUUUACAAAACCAUCGAUGUCUCCGGAAACAAAUUCCAAGGAGGUAUUCCGGAAUCCAUCGCUUUACUCAAGGAACUGAUUGUACUCAACAUGUCAAACAAUGCUUUCACUGGCCAUAUUCUACCAUCCCUAUCAAACUUGAGCAAUCUCCAAUCAUUGGAUCUAUCUCAAAACAGAUUAUCCGGCGGUAUCCCAACAGAGCUUGGGAAACUCACGUUUCUGGGGUGGAUGAACUUUUCUUACAACAGGCUUGAAGGCCCAAUACCACACGCCACUCAGAUUCAAAGCCAGAAUAGCUCAUCAUUUACAGGGAAUCCCGGUCUAUGCGGUGUUCCUCUCCAAGAAAUUUGCAACCGAGAAGAAGAGACAACACAAGAGCAAGAUGAGAAGGAAGAAGAAGAUCAAGUCUUUAGCUGGAUUGCAGCUGCAAUAGGCUAUAUACCUGGUUUGUUCUGUGGACUCACCAUUGGCCACAUUCUCACUUCACAUAGACGUUACUUGUUCAUGAGGACCAUUCACUAG